Cervus elaphus (red deer) is the source of this 801-nucleotide messenger RNA. RefSeq names its product small cysteine and glycine repeat-containing protein 7-like. The record is from RefSeq and is a predicted model, not a curated record. Bases 72 to 371 code for a protein of 99 amino acids. The transcript has a single exon. NCBI's taxonomy places the organism in Eukaryota, Metazoa, Chordata, Mammalia, Artiodactyla, Cervidae.
AGCUGACAUUCGACCUCCCUCACCUCCUGAGUCUCGCUCCUCACCUCUCCCGAGUCCUCUCUACCGACACCAUGGGCUGCUGUGGUUGUGGAAGUUGCGGCGGCUGCGGCGGCGGCUGCGGCGGCGGCUGCGGCGGGGGCUGCGGCGGGGGCUGCGGCGGCGGCUGCGGCGGGGGCUGCGGCGGCUGCAGCAGCUGCAGGUGCUACCGGGUGGGCUGCUGCACCAGCUGCUGCCCCUGCUGCUACGGCUGCUGCGGGGGCUGCUGCAGCGUCCCCGUGGUCUGCUGCCACCGCCGCACCUGCAGCUGCAACUCGUGUGGGAAGGGCUGCUGCCAGCAGAAGGGCUGCUGCCAGAAGCAGUGCUGCCACUAGGUGACCGCCGGCUCCACCCAGGAGCUGCGGAGGACACACCCUCUCCUGCUGGUGAGGCUACUUCAUCCUCUUCCGUCCGUCUCUUUCCUAUAAAACCUUCGUCACCAGCUUUUCUUCUCCUUCGUGUGCCCCGUGCCUCAUCCUUUUGAGAUCUUCCUUUGCCCACAAACCACACAUCACGGCAGGAAACAAAUAUACUGCAAAGAAUUGAUGAUAAGACAGCUGGGCGAAGCCCAGGUUUGCCAAGAACCCUCAUUUACAAAUAAACCCUAGGAUAUUUGAUUGUGUUGUUUAAUCUUUCAACCCUUUCAGGCCCAAAUGUGGGUCAUUUUGGUGUUUCCUGCCUGUGUGGAUUCUUUUCCGCUGCUGUGUAUGUACACUUGCUGUUUUACACUGUCUAAUAAAAUGACUCAAUGUCCAAGGAAAACUG